AUGGCUUCGCUGGAUGCGGAGGCGUUGGUCGAAGCCUUGCGAGAGGCUUUGCUAGGUGCCAUCGAGAAGAAGUUGGACAUCCAGCAGGCGGAGUUGCUCGCAGCCUUGGAGGGAACGCUGAAGCGUGGUACCCUCCGGCUGGAGGAGAAGGACGACAUCUUUGCAAGCGAGGCCCAGGUACCAGCCAACGUUAUGGGCCGGGCAAGCUCCUGGCUUGGUGGUCCUGAGCAGAGGAUCCGAAGAAGAUCCCGGGAAGUGAAAGUGCCUCAAGAGGGGCCGUGUGAAGAGGCGUACCGGGCAGUCCUGCCCUUGCCUGACGACGGCAGUCCUGACCUACCGGAGCGUGACGUGCCGGGGCUGGUCCCCAAGGUUGAGGCCGUCUCACAGCCAGCGCGUCUGGAUGGCCACGCUCCCACGGUCCACAGCGUCGAGGUGGUCUCCCAGACGCGGCUUCUGGACACGGACGUGCGCGAGCACUGCGUGGGCACUGGCUGCUCCCGCUCCGCUUUUCGGGACACCGGCGCCUGCGGAUUCCUGCUGCGCUGGGGUUGGCUGCUGAGGUUCACGAUGUGGGUGCUGUUCCUCUCGGAACUUGGCCUGGCAAUUCUGGUCCAUCAAUACGGCCACGUGCACGGCGUGGCCUGGGACUUUACUGUGGUUUCGCUGCUGUUCUACUUUAUGCUGGCCUAUGGGAGCGUCGUACUACUUACCCGGGCCCUAGCUUCGGAGGCUUUGCAUCUGGUGGCCCUGAAGCUCCAGCUCCACUUGGAUGAUGUGGGAAGGACGGAGCUCUUCCGCCGGGAGCGCUGGAAGUACUCCCUGGCGUGGCUUGGCUUUAUGGCCUGCAUAGUGAUCGGCCAGAGCUUUGAGGUUUGGAACAUUCAGCGUGGGGUGCUUGACUCCACGAUCCUGCGCAUCGAGGAUCUUCCCAUCGCCAAGGUAUGCUCCCAGGUAAACGAGGCAAUCACUGUGAUCGCGUUCGCCUUCGUGAGCGCUGUGAUCCUCCUCAGCUGCUACAUCCAGUCAGUGCUGCUCCUGGCGACGGACGGCGCUCUGGAUGCCUGGUGCUGCGAGGUCUACGACAGCCAGGACUUCGAGCUCGGGGUGAAAAGUUGGAACCGGAUGCAGGCGCUUCUCAAAUGCCUGAGCCGAGAGCUCGAAAACUCGUCGGUCCUCCUGCAAGCCAUCAGUGGAAUCGGCUUCGUCGCCUACGCGGGCAGCGCGGCCCACGUUGCGCUGAAGGACCACUUCGAGUCCUUAUCGGUGUCCAUGGUGGGGCAGGCCGGCGUGCCAGCCAUCUUCCUCUUGAUGAUCGUCAUGCGGCUCGGUGCACAGGCGGCAUCGCUGACCGAGAAAUGUCGGGUCCUUCCCGGUUUUGUGAAUCAGAUCCCCGGCGCCUGCAUUGACCUUCAUCGGCAGUACCUGGUACGAUUCAUUGUGGACACCUCUGCAGGAUUCAUUGUGAAGGGCGUCACCCUGACCCAGGGCAUGUUCCUGAAGCAGCUCUACCUGCUGGCCACCAUCCUGUCAGGUAUGGUCGGAGUGCUUCUCCGGCUUUAUCUGUGA
Molecule: messenger RNA, 1566 nt
Organism: Symbiodinium natans
Lineage: Eukaryota; Dinophyceae; Suessiales; Symbiodiniaceae
Source: the annotation of a GenBank genome assembly